Molecule: messenger RNA, 777 nt
Organism: Aplosporella prunicola CBS 121167
Lineage: Eukaryota; Fungi; Ascomycota; Dothideomycetes; Botryosphaeriales; Aplosporellaceae
Exons: 5
Coding region: 1-777 (258 amino acids)
Molecular function (GO): oxidoreductase activity, acting on the CH-OH group of donors, NAD or NADP as acceptor
Source: RefSeq, a predicted model, not a curated record
AUGUCGCCCUCGAAGCGGCUCGAAGACAAAGUCGCCGUGAUAACGGGCGCGUCGUCGGGGCUGGGCCGCGCCAUCGCGCUGGCGUUCCACCGCGAGGGCGCGCAGGUCAUAGUCGCGGACUUGCAGGAGUCGGUCGAUGGCAAGGUCAGCACCGCCAAGGCUAUCAGUUUGAACGGGGGGCGCGCGCGCUUCGUCCGCACGGACGCGACGUCGCAUUUUGAUAUGGAGAAUCUGAUUCGCCGGACUGUGUCGGAGUUUGGGAGGGUUGAUAUAUAUAUCAACAACGCGGGCGUGCCGGGCGACCUGUUGCAUCCGCGGCCCAUCUGGCAGGCCGACGUCGAGACGUGGGACGAGACGUUUGCGGUUAAUGCGCGCGGCGUCAUGCUGGGGUGCAAGUACGCGGCGGCGCAGAUGAUAAAACAGGACCCGCAUCCGAGCGGCGACCGGGGCUGGAUUAUAAACAUAGCGGACGCGUACGGCCUCCACGGGAAGCAGUCGACUGCGAUUUAUUCCGCGUCCAAGCACGCUGUCGUUGGCCUCACGAAAAGCGUUGCUUUGGACUGCGCGCCGUUUAGAGUCCACUGUAACGCUAUAUGUCCCGGGUACCUCAGGACACCUAUGACCGAAACAAUUUUCACAGACGAUAGAAAUUACCCUUUCCGCGGGCUCGGCCUCCCCGACGACGUAGCUAAGGUAGCCGUAUUUUUGGCUAGCGAGGACAACACGUGGAUGACGGGCUCUGCCGUCGAGGUCGAUGGCGGAUACAAUGCUUUGUAA